This is a messenger RNA of Cryptotermes secundus, 1311 nucleotides long. RefSeq lists its product as uncharacterized. Lineage: Eukaryota; Metazoa; Arthropoda; Insecta; Blattodea; Kalotermitidae. The coding region runs from base 195 to 1100 and encodes 301 amino acids. The record is from RefSeq and is a predicted model, not a curated record. The transcript is spliced from 2 exons.
AUAACGAUCAGUUUGUCACGAACAUGUCACCGCGAAGACCAAGACUCUCGUCUUGCUCCGUGUAUAUGGAGUGAGCGCGUGAUCACGACCAAGAUAAACUGCUUACCGCUGCUUAAUCCAGUCUGUGUGUCGAGAGUCGCGAAAAGUUCAAGUAACGUGAGUUUGCUGCGUGCUUGGAGUUGGGUUCUUGAGUUAUGGCUCGUUGGAACGAUGAAACUGUUAUGAAGUUCGUUAAGCUCUAUGAGGCGGAAGUGUGUUUGUGGCCAACAAGCGACAGUGACUAUAAAAACAAAACCGCGCGGAACCAGUCUCUUAAGAACAUUGUUGGUGCAAUGGAUUUGAAAGGUUUCGGAGUGCCAGAAUGUAAACAGAAAAUAAAAAAUAUCCGAUCACACUACUGCCAGGAACUCACAAAGAUUCGCAGUAGCAAAAUAAGUGGGUCAGGUCCUGAUUCUGUGCACGAACCAACGCUGGUUUGGUUUAAAACUCUGGAUGCAUUUCUACGUCCAUUUACAGCACAGGCAGCUCAGUGUAAGCCGGGGAAAUUCGUGAAAAUAGGAGUGACAACACACAACUUUCUAUCUGCAAACAGGAGAGAAAAACAAGAUGGGAUUAGUCCUAAGAACAUGUUCUAUGCAGAUAGUCAAAGAGAUACACUAAAGGACACAUUACAUCAGCAAUGUUCAGUCCCAAAGAGACCUAAAGUGGAAGACAUUGUAGGUCUAAUUAGUGUUGAGGAUGGUAUCUCAAAGCUACAGAACUUACUGAAGCUAGAAGAUCCAUCAGAAUUUGACUUGUGGGCCAGAAGUGUAGCUGUUCAGUUGAACAAAAUGGACGUACAGAGAGCAUUGCAACUGCAGCUCAAACUUCAGGCAAUCAUCACUGAAGAACGAAUCAAGUAUGAAACUCGGAGUCAUCAUGAGGAUGUCUACCAACAGUAUCCAUGGCUGAAAGUCAUUUCUUCAUUAGGUUCACACAUGGAAACAAAUCAGUCAGUGAUACCAUCACCCAGUACAACUGCAGACACACAGCUAUCGUCUGUCAGCUGUCCAGAAUAUGACAUUGCUGUUGUUGGCAAAAAAGACUCUUUUGUUUUAUAAUGAGAUUUUGAUUUUGGCAGUGUUCUUUCCUUACAUGGUAGUCUUUGGACAAUUUGUUAUUGUAAUAUUUCUAGGUUAGGUUGCAGUUUGUACCUUAAAUUUGUUACUGAUGUUGGUAUCAUUAAUAAAGUUGAGUAAUAAGCUUGUCUCACGUUUGUAUCGGGUUACUGAAAAGUAUGCUCUGCUUUUUAAUAAAGGCCUUUGAAUGUGA